This is a messenger RNA of Striga hermonthica, 2064 nucleotides long. The record is from the annotation of a GenBank genome assembly. NCBI's taxonomy places the organism in Eukaryota, Viridiplantae, Streptophyta, Magnoliopsida, Lamiales, Orobanchaceae.
AUGAUUCGCCGAGAUCGUCACUUGAUGUCAUCAAAUGACGAUGCACUCAGAAAGCAAAUUCAGACGAGCCAUUCUCCGGAUAAUGUCGCUGUUGAUGUGGACUCAAUUCUUGUCAUAGUAAAAGAUAUUCUGAAACUUGUUUCCCCUGCCAUUGAUGGCAUUCUAAAUGGAUCGGGAGAGCAUGCAAGCAGAGCAGAGGUCAAUGCAGCCUUGAUAGAGUUUGACGCUAUUCAGGACAAAUUGGCUUUUGUAAUAAACAAGAUUUCAUGUGAGCUAUCAUGCAAUUUCUCACAAGGAGACGGGCACUCGUUCACACUGGAAAUACUCAACAUGCUAUCAACUUACACAUGGGACGCCAAGUCAGCAAUCGCCUUGGCCUCGUUUUCUGCAAACUACGCUCAGUUCUGGCUGGUCGCCACACUCUUCACAACCGACCAGCUCGCGAAAUCGGUGUGCAUUCUCAGGCGAGUGCAGGACUUGAUAGAGUUAUCCGACGUGAUGAGAUCGAGAUUCGAGACGGUCAAUGCUAUUGUCAAUGUUUCGGUUGACUUAACGAGGUGUUUCACCGAGUUUGAGAGGCUGCCGUCUAAGUACAUAACUAACGAAACCGAGCCUCUGCGCGUGGCAAUGGAGAACAUCCCGACUGGCGUUUACUGGGUUGUGAGAAGUUUGGUGGCGUGUGCUUCUCAAGUUACCGCGACUCUUGGAUUGAGCAAUAAAGUGAUGUCUUUAACUGCCGAGACAUGGGAGCUUUCGAGCAUGGUACAUAAGUUGUCUAGCAUUCUUGAACACCUCAAGACACAACUUUUUCUAUGUCAUCAAUAUGUAGAUGAGAAGAAAAACGCGGAAUAUUUCCAAACACUUGUGCACUUGUUCAACACAACACCGCACAUGGAGAACCAGAGAAUACUGAAGCACUUGAUCUAUCUCAAGGAUGACUUACUGCCACUUGAAAUCGGCACCAACAAAAGCCUCAAGGUUGGAGUUGAGGCUCUAAUAGGAAAAACAGUCUUGCUGCUGAUAUCAGACCUAGAAAUCAUCUCCCAUUACGAGCUUCUCAUACUUAGCCACAUUUACCAAGAAUCACGAACCAGAGCACAGUUUCAAUACGAAAUUGUGUGGCUUCCGAUCACAACAUCAAUUUUAGACGAAGAGCAUCAAAAAAAGUUUGAGCAGUUACAAUCGAUGAUGCCAUGGUACACGUUGAACCACCCGAGAUUUCUACAACGGGCUGUUAUACGGUACAUCAACGAAAUUUGGCACUACAGUAAGACACCAAUGAUGGUAACCUUAGACCCACAAGGCAAGGUGAGCAGCCCGAAUGCUGUACACAUGGUGAGGAUAUGGGGCAACUUAGCGUACCCUUUUUCCGCACAAAAAGAGUUGGCCUUGUGGAGAAACGAGACGUGGAGACUCGAAUUGAUUGUAAAUGGCAUCGAUAAAUCCAUACUGACUUGGGUCAAGGAGGAUAAGGUGAUUUGUUUGUUCGGAGGCGAAAACGAGGAAUGGGUUCGUGAAUUCGUACGCUCAACACGAAGCGCGUGUGGCGAAACAGGGGUCGAGAUGGUGUACAUAGGCAACCCGGGCAAGACAAAAAUAAACGAGAUGGUGAGCUCGAACGGGCUCAGCCACAGCUGGACCGACCCAACGUCUGUGUGGUACUUUUGGACGCGAGUCGAGAGCAUGAUGCGGUCAAAGAUUCGGCAUGGCGCGAAAAUCGAGACGGACCGGAUUCUAAGAGAGGCGCUGACCGUGCUGUCGUUCAGCGACGGGAAAGGAUGGGCGAUUUUCAGCCGGGGGUCGGGAGAGGAUGAAGGGGAGAUGGCUCGGGGGAAAGGGGACGUGAUGGUCAAGGCAUUGACAGAUUUCGGUAAGUGGGCAGAGGAGGCUAAGGCGAAAGGGUUUGUUCGGGGGCUGAAAGAGUAUUUGGACGGCCAGCAAACGGUGGAGCAUUGUAACCGGCUGAUUCUGCCGGGAGGCGAGGAUGUGCCGGAGACGGUGGUGUGCUCCGAGUGCCACCGGCCGAUGGAGAAGUACUUUAUGUAUAGGUGUUGUGAUGAUUGA